This is a messenger RNA of Nasonia vitripennis (jewel wasp), 2241 nucleotides long. Its product is annotated as mucin-6-like. The transcript has 7 exons. NCBI's taxonomy places the organism in Eukaryota, Metazoa, Arthropoda, Insecta, Hymenoptera, Pteromalidae. The record is from RefSeq and is a predicted model, not a curated record. The coding region runs from base 1 to 2241 and encodes 746 amino acids.
AUGUAUCCAAGAGGAAGCAGUAAAUUAGGCCUAGCUGUAUCUAUUGUUAUUUUAUCGUAUAUAUUUCAACAAUGUAUAAUACAUGCACAACCUGUCACUAAAGAUGAUGACGAAUAUCAAGAAUAUCAAGAAUAUCGUGAAGCGCCGAAACGAGGAAUACUCUGUAAUAUAUUGGAUCUAAUAUCAUUAGCACCAAAGCAUGUUCAUGGACUGAUAAGAACAGACUCGCUGAGAACGCUAUUUUGCCACCAAAAGCACCAUUUUAAACCGUUUCAUCCGCAUCGACCACAUCAUCAACAUAGUCCAUACAAUCCCACACACCAUGAACCUACAGCAACAACGAAUCAAAAGACAGAGACCACAGUAACGUAUGCAACAAAGCCUACAUAUGCUGCACAAGAAACAACGCUCGGAAAUGACAACAUUCAAACACACGCUACGGAGUCCACGGCUUCAGAUGUAACAAAUCAUGAAACAUAUGUGCCUAAAACUACCAAUUCACAAAACACAAAGUUUACAACAACUGCGACAACAUAUAAACAACAUGUCACAGAAAUGACAAAAAAGCCAACUAUUACUACAGGAACCAGUGUCACGCAUGCUAUCAAAAUAACCGAAACCGAUAAUACUCACAAACCAACAAAUGCACCUCAUACCACUGACACGCAUGCCUCUGAGCCAACUACAACAGAUGCAACGCACGAUCAAACUUUUGCACCAGAGUCUACUGUCACACAAGCUGCCGAGCCAACCGAAACAGAUAUAACUCACAAGCCUACGUUUAUACCAGAAACCACCGUGACUGAUACUGCCAAUCCAACUGCAGCACAUGCCAUGCACAAAUCGACAUUCGCAUCAGAGACCACUAUAACGCACGCAACUAAAACAACAGCAACUGAUGCUACGCACAAGCCAACGCAUGCACCACACACUACUGUGACGCAUGCUACUAAACCAACAGCAACUGAUGCUACGCACAAGCCAACGCAUCCAACGCAUGCACCGGAGACCACUUUGACGCAUGCUACUAAACCAACAGCAACUGAUGCUACGCACAAGCCAACUAUUGCUCCAGAGACCACUGUGACGCACGCAACUAAGCCAACAGCAAUUGAUGCUACGCACAAACCAACGCAUGCACCGGAGACGGCUAUGACGCAUGCUACUAAGCCAAAAGCAACCGAUGCUACGCAAAAGCCAACGCAUGCAACACACUCUACCGUCACGCAUGCAACUAAGCCAACAGCAACCGAAGCUACGCACAAGCCAACGCAUGCACCACAUACUACCGUCACGCAUGCAACUAAGCCAACAGCAACAACUGAUGCUACGCACAAGCCAACUAUUGCUCCAGAGACCACUGUGACGCACGCAACUAAGCCAACAGCAAUUGAUGCUACGCACAAACCAACGCAUGCACCGGAGACGGCUAUGACGCAUGCUACUAAGCCAAAAGCAACCGAUGCUACGCAAAAGCCAACGCAUGCAACACACUCUACCGUCACGCAUGCAACUAAGCCAACAGCAACCGAAGCUACGCACAAGCCAACGCAUGCACCACAUACUACCGUCACGCAUGCAACUAAGCCAACAGCAACAACUGAUGCUACGCACAAGCCAACGCAUGCACCACACACUACUGUAACGCACGCAACUAAGCCAACAGCAAGUGACUCUACGCACAAGUCAACGCAUGCACCACACACUACUGUAACGCACGCAACUAAGCCAACAGCAAGUGACUCUACGCAAAAGCCAACGCAAGCACCGGAGACCACUGUGACGCAUGCAACUAAACCAACAGCAACUGAUGCUACGCACAAGCCAACUUUUGCUCCAGAGACCACUGUGACGCGCGCAACUAAGCCAUCAGCAACUGACUCUACGCAAAAUCCGACGCAUGCACCGGAGACCACUGUGACGCAUGCAACUAAACCAACACCAAAUGACUUUACGCAAAAGCCAACGCAUACACUACAUACUACCGUCACGCAUGCAAUUAAGCCAACAGCAAGUGAUGCAACGCACAAGCCAACGCAAGCACCACACACUACCGUCACGCAUGCAACCAAAACAACAGCAACUGAUGCUACGCACAAGCCAACGCAUGCACCGGAGACUUCCGUCACGCAUGCAACUAAACCAACAGCAACUGAUGCUACGAAUAAGCCAACUUUUGCUCCAGAGACCACUCAACUGAUGCUACGCACAAGCCAACUUUUGCUCCAGAGACCACUGUGA